Molecule: messenger RNA, 540 nt
Organism: Triticum urartu
Lineage: Eukaryota; Viridiplantae; Streptophyta; Magnoliopsida; Poales; Poaceae
Source: RefSeq, a predicted model, not a curated record
AUCAGCUUGUCACCUUCCCGCCCGUGCCCGAGCAGAACACCGGAACAGAGCGAGCGAACACAAGCUAAUACCCAUGGCCCAGGGAAGCGAUGCCGCCGCGUGCCGCUGCAGUCUGCCCCUGCUGCCACUGCCACCGCGGCGCCUCCUCCUCGUCGUCCUCGUCGCCAUGCUCACCGUGGUUUUGGUGGCGCCGCCUUCGGCGAGGGCGGCGUGGGUGGAGGACUACCCGUCGGGGGUGCCGUGCGGGGCGACGAUCCCGGUGGAGCAGUGCGACCCGGGGGACGCGGCGGCCAACAGCGCCUGCAUGGACGUGUGCCACUACGGCGGGUGCCGCCGCGGCGGCCGCUGCGUGUCGCUCGGCUUCGCCAGGGGACGCGGCUGCCAUUGCAGGUGCUAGCCUGCCGCGCGGCAGCUUCCAUGUUCUUGCACUUCGCCAGCGGUUCUUCCCGGCCUUUUUUCCCCUCUGUGUGUGUUUGAGUGGUACGAUCUGUGCAAUAUUGCGUUGGGUGUUUUCACCUGCGCAGUCGGUGGCUUUUGUUU